Eubalaena glacialis (North Atlantic right whale) is the source of this 2905-nucleotide messenger RNA. It is a transcript of the gene TXNDC5, whose product is annotated as thioredoxin domain containing 5. The transcript has 10 exons. Bases 37 to 1341 code for a protein of 434 amino acids. The record is from RefSeq and is a predicted model, not a curated record. Gene Ontology annotation, cellular component: endoplasmic reticulum. Gene Ontology annotation, biological process: protein folding. Lineage: Eukaryota; Metazoa; Chordata; Mammalia; Artiodactyla; Balaenidae. Gene Ontology annotation, molecular function: protein disulfide isomerase activity.
CGGCGGCCGCGGCGAGAGCGCGCCCAGCGAGCCGUGAUGUCUGCGCGCGCUGGAGACCUCCUCCCGCCGCGGCCCCGGGCCCUGGCGCCGGCCGCGCCUCUGCUGCUGCUGUUGCUGCUGCUGCUGGACGCCGGCGGCGGGCGCGGGGGCGCCUGGGCCCAGGAGCCGGGGGCGGCGGCGGACGGGCUCCCCGCGGCCGACGGCGGGGACGGGCAGGACCCGCACGCCAAGUACCUGUACACGGCCGACAUGUUCACGCACGGCAUCCACAGCGCCGCGCACUUCGUCAUGUUCUUCGCGCCCUGGUGUGGACACUGCCAGCGGCUGCAGCCUACCUGGAACGACCUGGGAGACAAGUACAACAGCAUGGAGGACGCCAAGGUGUACGUGGCCAAGGUCGACUGCACAGUCGACUCGGAUGUGUGCUCCGCCCAGGGCGUGCGUGGGUACCCCACCUUGAAGUUUUUCAGGCCUGGCCAAGAAGCUGUGAAGUACCAGGGUCCCCGGGAUCUUCAGGCCCUGGAAAACUGGAUGCUGCAGACACUGAACGAGGAGCCCGCCACGCCGGAGCCCGAGGUGGAGCCACCCCAAGCCCCCGAGCUCAAGCAGGGCCUGUACGAGCUCUCGGCCAGCAACUUUGAGGCGCACGUGGCACAAGGAGACCACUUUAUCAAGUUCUUCGCCCCGUGGUGCGGCCACUGCAAAGCUCUGGCUCCGACCUGGGAGCAUCUGGCUCUGGGCCUUGAACAUUCCGAAACUGUCAAGAUUGGCAAGGUUGAUUGCACACAGCACUAUGAACUCUGUUCAGGAAACCAGGUCCGAGGUUAUCCUGCUCUCCUCUGGUUCCGAGAUGGCAAAAAGGUUGAUCAGUACAAGGGGAAGCGGGAUCUGGAGUCGCUGAGGGAGUACGUGGCAUCGCAGCUGCAGGGCCCGGAGCGGGGUGCCCCGGAGCCCAUCCAGCCCUCGGAGGCCCCCGCGCUGGCCGCCGAGCCCGCGGCCGACCAGGGCACUGUGUUGGCAUUGACGGAAAAGAACUUCGAUGAUACCAUCGCAGAAGGCAUAACCUUCGUCAAGUUUUAUGCCCCAUGGUGCGGGCAUUGUAAGAACCUGGCUCCUACGUGGGAGGAACUCUCUAAAAAGGAAUUCCCUGGCUUGGCGGAGGUCAAGAUCGCCGAGUUGGACUGCACUGCAGAACGGAACAUCUGCAGCAAGUACUCGGUACGAGGUUAUCCCACAUUGCUGCUUUUCCGCGGAGGGAAAAAAGUCAGCGAGCACAGCGGGGGCCGAGACCUGGACUCCUUGCACCACUUUGUCCUGCGCCAGGCGAAGGAUGAACUGUGAGCUCGGCUGGAAGCGUCUCCGGCCUGGCCCCGGGCGGGAGCUCAGUCCUGCGGCCGCUGCCUGGUCCCUUGCGGUGGUGACUCACAGACCCGAACGUACUAAACUUGUGCUAGCUUCUCCAUGUGUGUGUUUUUUAAGCCAACACACUCCACAGAUUCUUUCUUAAAUUUCUCUAAGUAAAUGUGUACCUCAUGAUCCCUUUGCAAACUAAAUAUUUUCAGUGGCAAGCUACCAUCCAUCCCCUUUAACCUUCUCUCGGUGAAAUCUAAAUGGUUUCCUUUGAGACUAAAAUAGAGUCAAGGAAAUUCCAAUUGCCAGACUGUUUUUGGCUUUGCAGUGAUUUUGGUGAAAGCAUCAUCCGAUGCAUAGUUUUCGAACCGUCCGCGCACCAGUUCUGGAAAGGUGGCCUUGCCUUGUGGCGGUAUUGCUUUGCUCUGAUCUGAAGGUCCCAGUUGACUUGUUAAUAACGUGGUUGGUCCGUAGCUUGGAGCAGAUUUAAAACACAAAACCCCGUCGCCUCUGGAAGAGCCACUUUCCCAGCCCCUCCUGGAUCUUCUGUCUCUGUUGAUACCUCUCUCACGGAGAGUGGUGAGCCAUAAUGAGAACAGUGGUACUCCCGACGCGUGCCUGGGUAAGAUAAUGCUGAUGCCAUAGUCUUGUGUGUGUGUUGAUACUUGACCAAUUGCUUAUUACUGUUCAAGGGAUACUUCUGUCCCUCCUGAGUGAGAGAUUUCAUUAGUUAACAUGAAGCCAGAGUCCACGUGAACGUCUUUAAGAGUUGAUGUCUCACGUGGAAAGUUCCACGAGGCUUGUCCCGCCUAUUCUGUUAACUCCUAGGAAGGUUCCGGUUGGCUUGGCCACCUGGGGCAGGAGGACUAGAUGAGCUUUCCCAGGUCUGGGUAUCAGGGACUGAGGAAGCCCUGCAGCCCCACGAUGGAGCCCUAACCAGAAGCAGCUUCAGACUCAGCGGUCCUUUUAGAGGCCGUGUCCUGUACUUACUUCGUCUGCCUUCGAGGCGGCCAAUCUUCUACUGUACGAAGAGUGGGAUUUAACUUGACUUCAAGGUCCAAGAAGGAGGGAGGCAGGGCCGAAGUAGGCCACAUUACCGGCGUCCUCAUAACUCACGCCGUCCUGGUUAAUAAGAAGCAUGUUUACCCCCCUCACCCUUGGAAAGCAGCAGCUGUAGGACUAGGCUCCCUUAAGGUAUGUAUGUACCUGGAGGUUCUUCGCCAUCAAUUGCUCCUUGAGAUAACACUCUUCACCCCCACCGCCCAUGCUCAGGAGAUGUGGCCACUCGGCACAAAGUGCCUGGUGGUAAGGACCUUAGAAACCAGACCCCGUCCGCUGUCCACGGCAGACAACAACAGCAGGAUCCCGGCCAGCCUCUGCCUUAAAGGAAAUCUUUAUUAAUCAUGUAUGGUUCACAGAUGUUCUUUAAAAAAAAAAAAACAAACCCCAACUUUCUAGAGAAGCACAGUCCUCACGAGUGGCUUCAUCUUUGCAUCAUGAGUCUUGUUUUAAAAGAAAAUCAAAGUGGUACAAUUUGUUUACACUAUGAUACUUU